AUGUGGUGUGUGUACAGACAAUCUGGAGAAGAAACGUUGUCUGCCAGCAGUGAGCAAAGUAAUGAUGAUGAUUUGUCAAAACCUACUCGUCAACCAGGAAAUGUACUUUCUCCUAAUGAUGAUGUUCCACCAUUAUAUCCUGCUGUUGAUGAGCCAUUAGCAGAGGACAUACUCAAUGCCACCAUAAAUGGGCAUGAAGGAGAUGAGCCUGAAGAUGAAAAUGAUGCACAAGGAACGAAGACCACUACCUCAUCAAAAUACAUCUCCACUGUACAAGAGAUAUCACCACAACAAGCCAUCAAGAUGGAAAAGUGUAUUGUUUUCACUGACACUGUUAUGUCUUUACUCAUGUCUUUUCAUGGGAGUGAAUGUAAACGACAAGAUUGUGGCCGGACAUUGCAUUAUAGGAAGACCUAUGUGGGAACCUGCCUUGUGGUAUCCUGGGGGUGUCAGUCUGGCCAUGUUGGGGGAAGAUGGGCAGCUCAACCAUCUUGCAACAAAAUCAGAGCAGGAAAUCUUAUGCUUGCAUCUGCUUUGUUGUUAUCUGGAAACUCAUACACCAAAGUGGGGUUGAUGUUCAAUUUCUGCAAUCUGCAGUAUUUUUCAUCAACGCUGUUUAAUCAGUAUCAGCAAUUGUACAUCAUCCCUGCAAUCAAUGAGUUCUGGGAGCAACAUAAGCAACAAGUUUGGGAGAGUAAGCAAGGGACAGAAACUGUGUUGAGUGGGGAUGGUAGGAAUGACUCACCUAGUCACUCAGCACAAUACUGCACUUAUAGCCUGGCAGAUAUGGAAGAUAAGUCCAUUCUCCAAAUGAAUGUUGUGGAUGUGAGGGAAGCAGGAAGAAAGAGCAAUAACAUGGAGAGAAUUGGUUUUGAAAGAGGGAUGGAUGUACUGCUUACAUCACCAAUCAUUGUGAAGGAGGUUGUUACAGAUGGUCACCUUGAAAUUGCAGCAUUAAUGAAGAGAGAAGAAAAGUACAAAAAUGUUUUACAUCAGAAUGAUGUUUGGCAUGGAGGAAAAAGCCUUGUUAAGAAAAUCAAUGCUGCAGCAAAAUCGAAAUGCAAUGAAGAUCUCACACUUUGGGCACCAUCUAUCCGAAACCAUUUCUGGCAUUGCUCAAAAACCUGUGAGAAUGAUAUGAAAAAUUUAAAGGCAAGAUUUUGCACAACUGUUCAAGAAAUAUAAUUACAUAAACUGUUUAGUUUUAGGUUUUUUCCAUAUUUAUACUGUGAUCAGGACUCAACACAUAAUUCAGGUUGCUAUUGUUUAAUAGGACAAAUGGGUAGGGAUAUUACAUCAUGUGGUGGAUGAACAUGAAUGGGUGUUGGAAGAAGGCAUCAAUGAAGGGAAGUGUGCGCAUGAUCCACUGAAUGAGGUGGAACGAAGAAAACCGUGGUUGAAGAAAGACUCCCCUGCACACAAAGCCCUUACCAAGAUUGUUCUAGAUACCUGGUUCCUGAACACACUUGGAUAUUACACCAACUUCAGGUAUUGUACUGAUGUUGGUUUGGGCAAGUUAAGAAUCGUAUGAUGUAACUAUCAGCAUAACUCCCAUUUAUCAAUCUGUUGUCUAAUUAUUGUUUUAUUUUUCUAAUUUGAAGACAUACUGGCUUUCUAGAGUCAUUCCACAACCUUAUUUUGAUGUAUGCUCCUAAACGCCAUGCCUUCUCGUGAGUAUAAACAAUUGAGUGUAGUUAAAAAUAAUAUUAUGUUUUAAAUACAAUUACCAUUUUUUAUUGCUUGAGCAAAUUUAAUUACAUGUACUGUAUGUAACUAAACAGUGGAUAAAUGGAUUUAUUAUAAAUGGAUAUAUUUGAUAUUUUUAGAUACACUGUAUACCGGGCCCGAAAUCAACUUGCUGCACUAGACCAUAACCAUCACAGGCGAAGAGCACAUGCAACCACUGCUGAUGGUCAGCCAAGGUAACAUAAUGACAGUCUAAUCUUAUAAUAACUUUAAUAAUUCUACCUAUUUGUUAUUUAAUUUGUAAUUUAUGUACUUACUACAUGAAAUAAACCUAAGUUUGUUAUUAUGAUAGAUUUGGGCGCAAGUUCAGUAAAAGA
Dendronephthya gigantea is the source of this 2063-nucleotide messenger RNA. RefSeq lists its product as uncharacterized. The transcript has 6 exons. Lineage: Eukaryota; Metazoa; Cnidaria; Anthozoa; Malacalcyonacea; Nephtheidae. Bases 1 to 1185 code for a protein of 394 amino acids. The record is from RefSeq and is a predicted model, not a curated record.